Messenger RNA from Arachis duranensis, 1429 nucleotides. Its product is annotated as RNA polymerase II C-terminal domain phosphatase-like 4. Gene Ontology annotation, molecular function: RNA polymerase II CTD heptapeptide repeat phosphatase activity. The transcript is spliced from 2 exons. Lineage: Eukaryota; Viridiplantae; Streptophyta; Magnoliopsida; Fabales; Fabaceae. The coding region runs from base 450 to 1025 and encodes 191 amino acids. The record is from RefSeq and is a predicted model, not a curated record.
AGGUUAGGUAUAUAUUUUUUUUAGCUUAAAAAAAAAAAGUGGAUGUUCAUCGGCUAAUCCUCUCUGUUCUCGUAAGAUCUCUCUCUCUUUUACUUGUGCUCUCGCCGGAUCCACCGCAAGGUCGCGUGUCGCCGAGUCUCCUCCGCUGGUCGUCCCUCGCGUCCUCGUCGCCAGCGGUCUUGCUCCCUCUGCCUCGUAUUCUGCUCGUCCGCCAUCACUGCACCCAACGCCUGGUGUGCUCUACUGCUCGCGUCUUGCCUCUCUUCCUGCAGCUGUGCUUCCUGGCGCUGAGGCUGAAGCUAGGGUUCUCCCUCUCGAAUUGGUGGAGAAAGACCUAUUAUGGUUGCCGGUUAAAUCCCUGAUUCGGUUCAGAUGCUCAGACUUUGAAAUUACUGGCGUGGAACCUAGCCAACUCCUCACCCUUUUGCAUCAGUCCAAGCCCACUUCCCAUGGCCAAGCUGAUAAAUUUUACUUAUUCUCCUAUCAGUGAUUUCCAUGAGUCAAGUGUUGCAGCAGACUCUCUGGUACAUUCAUCCAGUAUUGAUGACUUCAUUGCCUAUCUUCAUGGUGCAUUAGCUGCAAUUUCGCCAGAUGCGUCAUCCGAUAAAGAAGAUGAAAAUCAAGAUGAAUUGGAAAGUGUCAGAAUAAAAAGGCGCAAGUUUGAAAGUGACGAGGAAACUGAGUCGUCUACUUCAGAAGGAAUCGUGAAACAGAAUUUAGAAGAAUCUGUAGAAGAAGAUGUGUGUACACAUCCUGGUUCAUUCGGAGACAUGUGUAUACGUUGUGGGCAAAAGUUGGAUGGUGAAUCUGGUGUGACAUUUGGCUACAUACACAAGGGUCUGAGACUUCAUGAUGAGGAGAUCUCUAGAUUGCGCAAUUCAGAUGCGAAUAAUUUGCGUAGUCGUAAAAAAUUGUACCUGAUGCUCGACGGAUUGCGCAGCCACAUAAGAAAAUGGGAAUCUCAGCCAAAAUAUUUGCUGUUGUUCAUAAAUCAUAACUUUAUUUCAGGAUUACAUUUGGACUGAGUUGAAGUUGUGUAAAUGAAAUGGAAAGUGUGUAACAUAAUAAAUCAAAUACAUCUAUUUUAGCCAAGAGGAACCACUGGAAACAAUAGGAAAGGAAGAUAACAAAGGUAUGUCUAGAAGAUCUAUGAGUUUCAUUGGCUUGUCAAUUCUUCAUAUUGAUUGUGGCUCCAAUAUGUUUUAUUAAUAAACUUCAUUUUUGUUGUAAUGUAGUUAUUCAAGGUUUUUUAAUCUUUCUUGUUUAGGCACUUUUUGAGAAUUACCUGGAUGUGACUUGAUUAUUUACUCAAUUUAAUGUUCUUGGUAUAUUGUAUGGUGACUUUUGAAGAUUUAAAUGAGAUAGAUAUUUAAUUUUUAUGUUUAUUAUUUGUGUAUGUUGUAAAACAUAUAGUUUGUGAGUUCUAUCA